Molecule: messenger RNA, 1113 nt
Organism: Oryzias latipes (Japanese medaka)
Lineage: Eukaryota; Metazoa; Chordata; Actinopteri; Beloniformes; Adrianichthyidae
Source: RefSeq, a predicted model, not a curated record
GUGUGGUUAACUUUACUGACACCGACAAUCCCAACAUUGGUUAAAAGAAACUAGUACUUUAGCCAAAUACAACGUUCCGACGUCAACCUCUGUUUCGUCACGUAGGCAGCUAAUGCUAACAUUUACGUUUGGGAUCAAAACUGUCAUCUCAACCGUUUUUCUGACGGCUGAAAAAUACAUUUUCAUAAAUGAAAUUUGAGAAGAAAUACAACAGUGAGCUCGACAAGGGGGCCGUCUCCAAGGACACGAAGUUUGAGUAUGCCUGGUGCUUGAUCAGGAGUAAAUACUCGGGGGACAUCCAGAAGGGAAUCGCGUUGUUGGAGGAACUUGUCCAGAAAUCUCCAAAAGAUGACUCCAGAGACUUCCUCUUCUACCUCGCAGUGGCCAACUACAGACUCAAAGAGUACGAGCGAGCCCUGAGGUACAUCCGGACCCUCCUGAAGAACGAGCCGGAGAACAAGCAGGCUCUGGAGAUGGAGAAGCUGAUCGAUAAGGCCUUAAAGAAAGAUGGCUUGGUUGGCAUGGCGAUCGUCGGAGGGAUCGGGCUGGGCGUGGCCGGAUUAGCGGGCCUCAUUGGCUUGGCAGUUUCAAAGGGAGUGGCCAAAUCCUAACCUGGAUGUUUCCGUUUUCUCUGGACUCAGGAUUGAAAAAUAAAAGUGCUAAAAAGUGUUUAAAACUCCUAACGGAUGGGGAAUUUUUGGUCUCAAACUAAAAAACCCAGCAGUGACAGUGUUGAGAAAAGUCUUUAUUUAUCCGACUUCUUUUGUUGAUUCACUCUCACUUAUACAAAAGCUCAUAUUUACAUUAACUUUGCUGUAAAGCUACAGUUAGGAGUUCUCCUGAGUAGAAACUGAAGGUGUUUUGGGUUCUGUGAAAUGUGGAGUUUGUCGUUUGAAGAGGAGCCGUCGGGAUCUGAACCAAGACUUCUGUCAGAGCUGAAAAGUCCAAAUGGAGCGGCUGAUUAGGGUGGGAAGUUUUCUGAUUAUUCUGGAAUAAAGUCCAAACGUGGAAAUGUGGCACAGAUCUUUCUUUAAUUAACCGCAUUCCUAACGUUGUGCUUUAUAAUAUAUAUUAUUGUGCAUCAUGUUCAAUAAAACGCUAGAGAAAAUGUUG